Messenger RNA from Dromiciops gliroides (monito del monte), 564 nucleotides. RefSeq names its product ubiquitin-conjugating enzyme E2 C-like. The transcript is spliced from 3 exons. The record is from RefSeq and is a predicted model, not a curated record. Bases 1 to 564 code for a protein of 187 amino acids. NCBI's taxonomy places the organism in Eukaryota, Metazoa, Chordata, Mammalia, Microbiotheria, Microbiotheriidae.
AUGUUGGGAUGUAGUGGGAAGACUGCUAAACCUAGAACCUGCGACCUGGCUGCUGCCAGUGCUGCAACAGCGUCCCAUAAGGGGGUUAAGCCUGGGGCGGGCGCGGCCCGUGGAUCCGUGGGCAAGCAGUUACAGUUGGAAUUGUUGACCCUAAUGAUGUCUAGAGACAAAGAAAUUUCUGACUUCCCAGAGUCUGACAAUAUCUUCAAAUGGGUUGGGACCAUCCAUGGGGCUUUUGGGACAAUAUAUGAAGACCUGAGGUACAAGCUCUCCCUGGAGUUCCCCAGUGGCUACCCAUAUAAUGCUCCCACUGUGAAAUUUGUCACACCUUGUUACCAUCCUAAUGUGGAUACCCAAGGCAAUAUCUGUUUGGACAUCCUCAAAGACAAAUCAGCUCUGUAUGAUGUCAGGACCAUUCUACUAUGUAUCCAGAGCCUGCUGGGAGAACCCAACUUUGACAGCUCAUUGAACACACAUGCUGCUGAACUUUGGACAAACCCCACAGCUUUUAAAAAGUACCUGCUGGAGGCCUACAUGAAGCAGGUGACUAGCCAGGAGCCCUGA